This is a messenger RNA of Leguminivora glycinivorella, 955 nucleotides long. Its product is annotated as trafficking protein particle complex subunit 2-like protein. The record is from RefSeq and is a predicted model, not a curated record. NCBI's taxonomy places the organism in Eukaryota, Metazoa, Arthropoda, Insecta, Lepidoptera, Tortricidae. Gene Ontology annotation, biological process: endoplasmic reticulum to Golgi vesicle-mediated transport. The coding region runs from base 80 to 547 and encodes 155 amino acids. Gene Ontology annotation, cellular component: nucleus; TRAPP complex; cytoplasm. The transcript has 4 exons.
CUCGUCGCAACAGGGCCCAGGGGACGUCAAGUUGACUGUGAAGUUGGUAACAGACAGUUGUCAACAAUCCUCCCAAAAGAUGGCCGUGUGUGUGGCAGUAAUAGGCAAAGAUAAUUCGCCUUUAUACAUAGGCGGAAUAGGAAACGAUACUGGAACUGAUAACGAGUUGUCUCGCCAAUGGCUUGUCCACACUGCUUUAGACGCAUUGGAAGAACGAUUAGCCACCACGAAUACCAACAAUGCAGCAGCAGGAACAAAUACCGCUCGAGCAGAUCUCCGUGACUUGUACUUAGGACUUCUUUACUCUACUGAUACCCAUAAAAUAUACGGCUACGUAACAAAUACGAGAAUUAAAUUAGUUCUCGUGACGAGUUCUACGUCGCCCAGUGGAAGCAAUAUAAGAGAUGCAGAAGUGCGGACGGCUUUGCGCCGGUUGCACGCAUUGUAUGCUGACGCUAUAUGCAACCCAUUCCAUUUGCCUGGGGAUCAAAUAACUUCACCGAAAUUCGACAAGCAAGUCAAAAGUUUAAUGCUAAAUAAUGUUUAAUACUCAAGCUGACAGCACUCUACCCAUUUUCUAGUAUUAUGUAUGAUGAAAUGAAAUGUAAUUUGAUCGGUUUAAGGGGAAUUUCUGCGUUAGUUGUUAAUUGUAUUUAUUUAUAUGUAUUAAUGUUAGUUACAACAUUAACAGUAAAGAUAUGUUAUAGAAAGACGGUCAAGUAAAUCUUGUUAUAGCAAAAUUCAUAAAUAGGUAUAUUAGGUAUAGGUGCAAUGUUUUAUCGUCCCAUGCAAAAUUAGACUAUUGCGCCUUUUUUAUGUGGCAAGCAAGACUUGCUUUGCUGUGUAAUUGUGUAUGCUUUUCCUUCCACAUAUAAAUUGUAAGACGACGUGUUUCAAUUAUAAGUAUAAUAUCUAAUUUAUUUUUACGGUUACAAAAUAAAUGAAUAGCCUGUUU